AUGUUGUCCCUUUUUGCCUCGUAUGCAGCUACAGCUGCAGCAACCAGGAUAGCUGAGGCGGCACCGUCGCCCCGGGCCUCUGCACGGCUUGGAGGCGGCGGCGGCCCCGACUCUGGGGCGAUGGGCAGCUGCUGGAGCCGCCGGGACGCGCGUAGACAGCGGCUGGACAGCCUCCUGCCCUAUUAUGGAACUUUGCCCCGGGGUCCAGCCAAGGCCUGUGUGGAGGUGAGUGGCUACCAGCAAAGCCUGUGGCGGACCAGCCUGUGCCACUUGGGGACCCUGCUGACAGCUGGCAUCUUGCUGCUGAUCUUUCACUGGAAACCUGAGCUGGAGGUAAAGGCCAAGUGUACCUCCUGCCCCUUGCAGCAGGCUGACUGGCUCAUCAUCAAGGAUCAAUUUGGGCAACUUUUCACCACCCAAGUGCAAACUGAGGUUGUCAGUGAAGGCAGUCUUCCCAGCCUGAAUGUGCCCCUGGAAGACCAAAGGGAUAGGAAGCUGGACAAAGAUGGAAGGAGCCACAUGGCAGUGGGGGUCUCACAAGAGGAAGCCUGGAGAGAUACCAUCCAACUAUAUAAGAAAGAGGAGCAAAAUAUCCUGCGAUAUUAUGUGUUUGAAGGGGUCCGAUACAUAUGGAUUGAGGCUCAACAGGCCUUCCGCCGAGUCAGUGUGCUAGAUGAGACCAGAACCUUUGAAGACCUUCAUCACUCCAGUACUGGACUCAGCUCCCAAGAACAAGAACUAAAAAAGACAAUAUAUGGCCUUAAUCUGAUCGAUGUGCCGGUCAAAUCGUACAUUCGGCUUCUGGUGGAUGAGGUGCUGAAUCCUUUCUACGUGUUCCAGGCCUUCAGUAUCAGCCUGUGGCUGUGGGACUCCUAUUACUACUAUGCUGGAUGCAUUUGCCUCAUCUCAGUCAUCUCCAUCAUCCUGGCCCUCUAUGAGACCAGGAAGCAAAGCCAGACUCUGCAAAACAUGGUGAAGAUGACCAUGAGUGUGACUGUGCGUCGAGCUAGUGGAGAAAAUGUGCUGGUCGAUUCCACGGAGCUGGUUCCCGGAGACUGCCUAGUGCUCCCUGCUAAUGGCGCAAUGAUGCCCUGCGAUGCCGCUCUCCUGUCUGGAGAAUGCAUGGUCAAUGAGAGCAUGCUGACAGGAGAAAGCGUCCCAGUGACAAAGACUCCACUCCCCAGCAGUCCCACUCUCUACUCCCCUGAGGAACACCGCCGACAUACACUCUUCUGUGGAACACUAGUCUUACAAGCCAGGACCUUUAUGGGAGCUCCUGAUGUCUUGGCAGUGGUGACUCGGACAGGAUUUUGUACAGCAAAAGGGGACCUGGUUAGCUCCAUCCUCCAUCCCAAACCCAUCCACUUCAAAUUCUACAGAGAUGCCCUGAAAUUUGUCUUCUUUCUCUUUAUUCUGGCUUCCAUAGGCACCAUCUAUAGCAUCGUGAUUCUGAUCCAUAACAAGGUAGCCGUGACGGAGAUUGUAAAGCGGUCUCUGGACCUGGUGACAGUGGUAGUACCGCCUGCACUCCCAGCUGCCAUGACUGUUGGCAUCAUCUACGCCCAGAAUCGCCUCAAGAAACACAAAAUCUUCUGUAUCAGCCCACCUCGCAUCAACCUUGGGGCCAAGCUGCGGCUGGUCUGCUUUGACAAGACAGGCACGCUGACAGAGGAAGGCCUAGAUGUUUGGGGUGUGCUCCCCAUGAAAGGUCACGAUUUCCUGUCCCUGCUCCCAGACCCGAGGCAGCUCCAUGGAGGUCCCCUGCUCACCGCCCUGGCAUCCUGUCAUUCUAUCUCCUUGUUGAAUGACCAGCCCAUUGGUGACCCCAUCGACCUCAAAAUGGUGGAGUCCAUUGGUUGGUGCCUGGAGGAAGACAGAUUGGAGACCUUAGUAUUUGGGACCAAGGUCAUGGCUAUGAUGAAGCCCCCACCCCUGGAGGAGCAGCUUCAUGGGACAGAGCCCCUGGAGCCCAUUGGCAUCCUCUGUCGCUUCCCCUUCUCAUCAGUCUUGCAGCGAAUGAGUGUGGUCAUAGUCCGGUCAAAGGAAGCCCUUCCUGAGGUUUACCUUAAGGGAGCCCCUGAGAUGGUGGCUAGUCUCUGUACCCCAGACUCAGUGCCUCCAGAUUUCUCCCAGAUACUCCAGCAAUACACAGCAGAUGGAUUCCGGGUUCUGGCCUUGGCCUUCAAACCCCUGCUCUUUCCUCUCACUUUGGAAGAGACUCAGCAACUGGUCAGGACACAAGUGGAGAGUGAGCUGACCCUGCUGGGCCUUUUGGUGAUGAGGAAUGUGCUGAAACCAGAGACGGAGCCCACCAUCCACACCCUGCGCAGGGCCAACAUCCGGACAGUCAUGGUCACAGGUGACAACAUGUUGACCGCAGUUAACGUGUCUCGGACUUGCGGCAUGGUGAGGCCCCACGAGCCAGUGGUGAUCGUCCAUGCCUCAGCCCCUGCCUUUGGCAAACCGGCUUCAAUCAAGUUUGUCCCCUUCGAGCACCCCUCAAAUGAGGACGAAGCUGCACCCAAAGGGUGCACUGUGGAGCUGGCCAGGGAGCACUGCCACCUGGCACUCAACGGGAAGGCAUUCGCUGUGAUUUUGGACCACUUCCCUGAAUUGUUGCCCAAGAUCCUGCUGCAGGGCACCAUCUUUGCCCGAAUGACACCAGAACAGAAGACUCAGCUGGUUUGUGGCUUUCGAAACCUGAAGGAAGGGCGAUGCUCCCUGGUCACCUCCUUCUGCAUCUUCCAAUACAUGGCUCUCUAUAGCUUCAUCCAGUUUAUUUCUGUUCUCCUGCUCUACACUAUCAAUACUAAUCUAGGUGACCUACAGUUCCUGUUCAUUGACUUGGCUAUCACAACCUCAGUGGCAGUGCUAAUGGGUUUCACGGGGCCAGCCCCAGAGUUGGGGGUCUCGCGGCCCCCAGGGGCCCUGCUCCGUGUGGCCAUCCUGGGCAGCCUCCUCCUUCAGACUGUCCUGUUUGCCACCAUUCAGCUCAGUGGCUACUUCAUCACUGUCUCCCAGCCCUGGUUUGUUCCUUUAAAUAAGACGGUUUCAGGGUCCCAGAACCUGCCCAACUACGAGAACACAGUCAUCUUCUGCCUCUCCGGUUUCCAGUACCUCACGCUGGCUGUGACCAUGUCUAAGGGGCCCCCUUUCCGCCGCCCCCUCUACACAAAUGUGCUUUUCCUUUUGGCCUUGUUUUUCCUGGCCUCCAUCCUGACUCUGCUCACCCUGGGUCCCCCGGGCUUCCUGAUUAAGUGGCUGACCCUGAAGGAUAUCAAGGACAUGCGAUUCAAGCUGCUGCUGCUUGGCUUGGCUGCCUUCAACUUUGUGGCAGCGUUCAUGCUCGAGUGUAUUUUUGACCAGUGGAUUCCCAGGUGCAUUCGACGUCUGUGCGGGAAGAAGCCAUCCAAGAAAUUCUUCAAGCGUCUCGAGCGGGAGCUGGCCCAGCAGAGAACUCCCUGGCCCCCUCUCCACCAGCCCAUCAUAGCUACCCCCAAGACAGCCUCUGUCCUGAGGUAGCCCUGGAUCCUGCGGACAAUCCUGGGGUGGAGGUCUGAGCCCCCCCACCCCCAAUUCAUCUAUUUAUGCAUCUCGGUAGCAACACUGUACAUGGCCCGGAGCUGGUCAGCACACUCCUCACGCACCUGAGCCCAGAGAAGAACACCUGCCCGAUCCCAUGCCCUUCGUCCUUGGCUGAGGUUGUGGGGGGCAGGGCACCUCCACUCCACAGGAGCCACCCCCAAAGGCGUCAGAUUCCUUCCUCCCCUGUAGUGAGGGGCUUCACUCCACCCCGUUCACUUUUCUGGACGAAUCUAGUCCCCUCCGGUUUCCCAGUCUCCCCUUGGAAAUAGUCUAAUUUUUUAUCCGUGGACACGGGCACGUGGAGGGGUCAGGUGCAGCUGACCCUCGGUGCCCCUGUUGACAGACUGAAUAAAUUUGCCUUAUUUUCCUGGCUGUACUGAUGUUAUGUGAGACCCUGGCCCUGACCAGCAGCCCCUUGGUCAGGAGGCCUCUGCC
Molecule: messenger RNA, 4020 nt
Organism: Gracilinanus agilis (Agile Gracile Mouse Opossum)
Lineage: Eukaryota; Metazoa; Chordata; Mammalia; Didelphimorphia; Didelphidae
Gene: ATP13A2
Product: ATPase cation transporting 13A2
Exons: 29
Coding region: 1-3522 (1173 amino acids)
Biological process (GO): regulation of autophagosome size; regulation of mitochondrion organization; autophagosome-lysosome fusion
Cellular component (GO): membrane
Molecular function (GO): ATP hydrolysis activity; ATP binding; P-type transmembrane transporter activity
Source: RefSeq, a predicted model, not a curated record